AGCAGUCCCAAAUCCAACCUACAGGCACUGGGAACUUUAAAGCAACCAGGGACUGCUUGAAAAUAGCACUUCUUUUUGCUUUCUUUGUAUUCAAAACUGUAUCCUCUCCCGACCGGUUCUGCCGCCCCAGGUCCGAGUCUCUCCGGUCAGGAGCCCCGGCUUUCCAGAACAGUAACAGCUCCUUUAGCUCGCUUUUCUUCUUUGAUUUUUCAAACUAAUUAUUAUUACGUUUUCUUCCCCUUGUUUGUUUUCCGCACACCUUCAGGAAGCCCUCGGUGCUUGAGCAAAGAGAAGCUCCUAUUGCAACCUCCUUCCCUGUGCCGUGCGCCUCGGUGUAAACAUUUUGGAUGAUCUAAAGACUCUGGGGUCUGUAUAUGGAAAUAGUGGGGUGCAGAGCAGAAGAAAAUACUUGUCCUUUCCGUCCCCCAGCCAUGCUUUUCCACGGGAUCUCCGGAGGCCACAUCCAAGGAAUCAUGGAGGAGAUGGAGAGGCGAUCCAAGACCGAGUCCCGCCUGGCCAAAGGGGGACAGAUGAACGGCCGAGAAACGAACAUGCCCCCCAUGAGCCCCGAGAAGCCCGCUUUGUGCGCUGGGUGUGGAGGGAAGAUCUCAGACAGAUAUUACCUGCUGGCUGUUGACAAACAAUGGCACCUCAGGUGUCUUAAGUGCUGUGAAUGUAAACUGGCUUUGGAGUCAGAACUCACCUGCUUUGCCAAGGACGGCAGUAUUUACUGCAAGGAGGAUUACUACAGAAGGUUCUCCGUGCAGAGAUGUGCCCGCUGCCACCUUGGGAUCUCAGCCUCUGAAAUGGUCAUGAGAGCCAGGGAGUCGGUUUAUCACUUGAGCUGCUUCACCUGCACCACCUGCAACAAGACUCUGACCACGGGCGAUCACUUUGGCAUGAAGGACAACCUGGUUUACUGCAGGGCCCACUUCGAGUCCCUUUUACAAGGAGAAUACCCCCCUCAGCUGAGCUACACCGAGUUGGCAGCCAAGAGCGGAGGGCUGGCCCUGCCCUACUUCAACGGCACGGGCACCGUGCAGAAGGGGAGGCCCAGGAAACGAAAAAGCCCUGCCCUGGGAGUGGACAUCGUCAACUACAACUCAGGUUGUAAUGAGAACGAGGCAGAUCACAUGGACAGAGACCAGCAGCCUUAUCCCCCAUCCCAGAAGACAAAGCGCAUGCGCACCUCCUUCAAACACCACCAGCUUCGUACCAUGAAGUCCUACUUUGCUAUCAACCACAACCCAGAUGCCAAGGACCUCAAGCAGCUUGCCCAGAAAACAGGCCUGACCAAGAGAGUUCUGCAGGUUUGGUUUCAAAACGCAAGAGCCAAAUUCAGAAGGAACCUUUUGCGGCAGGAGAAUGGGGGUGUCGAUAAAGCGGACGGCACCUCACUUCCGGCACCGCCCUCCGCAGACAGCGGCGCUCUCACUCCACCCGGCACUGCGACCACUUUAACAGACCUGACCAAUCCCACUAUCACUGUAGUGACAUCAGUGACCUCUAACUUGGACAGCCACGAACCCGGGAGCCCCUCACAAACUACCUUAACGAACCUUUUCUAACAUUGCCGUUUUUUUUUUUUAAUUUUUAUUUUUAUUCUUACUCUUCUUCUUUAUUAUUAUUAUUAUUAUUAUUAUUAUUAUUUUGAUUAUUUUCAAGCCUUUUUUUUUUUUAAACAAAAUAACAAACCCACAAAAUAUUUGGGAAAAUAAACAGCUUGAUGUGUAGCAUCUGCAGCCACUUGGCAAAUGAGUUUGAAGUAAUAUGUUGCUAUAAUAAACAAGCAUUUGUUGUUGAUAAAUUGUACUCAAAUUUUUUUAAUUCAUCAGACAACCGAAGAGAAGUUCUGAAUCAUUCUAAUAAGUGCCUCUUAAAAUUGUAUGUUACUUAUUUCCACAAUCUUGAAAGAAACAUGAUUACCACUUCUACUACAAAGCCCAGAAGUUUCUUUUCCCUCCCUGAUAACCAGAUAAAAGUCAGUAUAAUUAUAGACAAAAGAAUGCUGCUUUCACGAUUGUAUGUUCACUUCCAGAACCCAAGAUUUCCUUUUAUUUUUAUAAUGCAUCUAAAAGUUUUGUACGAUUUAUUUUUUAAAUGUAGACAAAUAAAUACGACAUGGAUUAAAUCGUUGACCUAGUCAGACUGCAAGUCCCAGUGCUUCUUUGUAACGCGUUAGUGCCAAGGCCGCCCCCCCCGGGCACGCUGGGAGCCCCGCGGGGCCGAGCGCUGCACUGCAGCCUUGCACCCAGCCCACACCGAGGGCUGCAGCCGGUGGGGGCCUGGAGUGGGGCCCAUCGAGCACAGCUGAGGCUGGGGGUCCCCGAGCUCACCUCUGCGAGUUACGGAGGGCAAGGGUGGGAAACGCCCUCCGGAAUGAGCUCGCUGCUGUAAGGGUAUUGUUAGAGCAGAGCAACAGCUCGAGGUGGGAGUCCCUCUGAUCUGACAUAUCGCACAGGGAGGGGUUUUCAUUCUGCUCUGCAGUCGAACGGCACAGAUUCAGAAUUAAAUUAAAAAAAAAGGGCAGUUUGCUACUCGGCCUCCAUGCCGUACUACUAAAGCAAACAGGGGGUCAUCCAGCUACUCUAGUGAGCACAAAAAUGAUUUCAAUGAUGCACAAGCACGUGCACUGUUAAAAGAAGCUUUUGAUAAAUCACAGUUUUUCAGGGAAAUGGAAAUAAGCAAAAUAUAAUUUAUUAAGAUGUUUAAGGAACAUGGUUUUAGUACGACUUAUUCAUUACUAUUUUGAAUUUACCGUAGCUGUUUCCUGAGAUUGUAUCAGAUUCUUUGUUUAACACACCACCUUAAAAUCUUUAGUUCCUUGCUAUCCUUAACACACGCUUUACCUUUUUUUUAACUUUGUAUAAAAGGACAAAAUGUUAGCAAAAAUUCUUACAAAAUUGGGAAUUGGCAGCGGAUAAUUUUAAAGCAGAUAAACUCAGAAGCCUUGUGGAUGCUGAUCUCAAUACAUUUCUUAGUUUACAAUAGCGGACUUUCUUUUUUUAAUUUUAUUUAAGCUAAAAGUCUGAAUGGUCUGGGCAGUGGUGAAUGUUCAUUUGUAUCCUUUUAUUGUAGUUGAACACCAAUUAGAUUGUGGAGAGUCUCAGAAACAAAACCGAACAAAAACCAGUCAAGAUCUAUGUCUUGCUUUUAGUGGAUUGUUAAGAAUAACUUUGCACAUAUACCCCACUUUUUAGACACCAUCAAAUCUCUUUUUUUGGUGGUCAAAGUGGCUAUUUAAUAUAUUUUAAAGGUGUCCUUUUUGGCUGUAUAAAUGUGUGGUUACAUAUUGACAGUUCACUGCCCACAUUAAAGUGCAUUAUUGUAAUUUUUGCUCAGGGUUUUUAGAAAAUUAGCACAGAAAAGUAGCUUAUUUUUAAAAAAAGAUGAUGGAAGAGAUGUUAACACUGUAAUAGAAGAAAGGUGUGUUUGCCAUUAUAUAUUUAGCAAGUAUGGUUAUCAUCUUCUACGGAUAUUAAAUCUUGACUUUUCCUAUUUCUAUUAUCUUAUGGGCAUUUACCACUAACCAGACCAAACAACCUUGGUAAGGCUGAGAUCUUUAUUAAUACACUUUUACAGGUAAAAAUAUUGAUACUUAUAAAUUUUGUUCUUUGACAGAACAAUAUAUGGUACUAGAGAUCUACUUUAUUAAGUAGACUAAUUAAAACUCAGUUCUACUAUGUGCCUUAUGAUAUACCUUGGGAGUAAGUUUGUGAAAAAUCAGGAUAUAUGUGUUGUUUGUUAAAUUAACUGUUUUAAGCCCUUUUGACACCUCACUAGUUUUGUACUGUUUUACCUCUUAUUUCUGAAACUCUUUUUAUGGUGUAUCCUGUUAGAGGGGACAAACAUGUCAUAGAAAGCAGUUGUGCACUCUUUCAGAUAUAGUUGAUAAAUCCAAUAAUCUUAUAUAUUGAGCUUCGUGUUUAUAGUACAGUAAGUGGUCUAGCAAAAUUGUCCAUGUUUCUUUGUUUAUUGAUAAAUGCAUUGUAUAGAAACUAUUUCCCCUAAAUAUUUAUGGACCAAACAAUUGUGAUAUAUCCUAUUAAAUUUGUGUGAAUAAACCAUUUUGAAUCUAA
Molecule: messenger RNA, 4079 nt
Organism: Gallus gallus (chicken)
Lineage: Eukaryota; Metazoa; Chordata; Aves; Galliformes; Phasianidae
Gene: LHX9
Product: LIM homeobox 9
Exons: 5
Coding region: 375-1568 (397 amino acids)
Biological process (GO): neuron differentiation; regulation of transcription by RNA polymerase II
Cellular component (GO): nucleus
Molecular function (GO): DNA-binding transcription factor activity, RNA polymerase II-specific; RNA polymerase II transcription regulatory region sequence-specific DNA binding
Source: RefSeq, marked validated